Molecule: messenger RNA, 848 nt
Organism: Oryzias melastigma (Indian medaka)
Lineage: Eukaryota; Metazoa; Chordata; Actinopteri; Beloniformes; Adrianichthyidae
Product: Ig kappa chain V-III region MOPC 63
Exons: 4
Coding region: 1-729 (242 amino acids)
Biological process (GO): immunoglobulin production; immune response
Source: RefSeq, a predicted model, not a curated record
AUGAGUGUGAUCUGCGUCCUCAUCUGGACUCUCCUCUGCUGCUGCUUCACAGAGUCCAGAGGACAGGUCACAGUGACUCAGCCUGGAGCAGUGAGCUCCACUGUGGGAGGAUCUGUCUCCAUCUCAUGUAGAACCAGUCAGAAUGUUCAUGGCAACAACUGGUUAGCCUGGUAUCAACAGAAAGAUGGAGAAAAGCCUAAACUACUAUUUCAAUAUGUUGGCAGCAGAGUAUCAGGAACUCCAACUCGUUUUUCAGAUGGUGGAUCAAACUCUGAUUUCACUCUGACCAUCAGUGGAGUUCAGGCUGAAGAUGCAGCAGUUUAUUACUGUCAGAGUUUUCAUGUCAUCAACAGUCAGUAUUUUGUAUCACUGUGGUGGACUUUUGGUGGAGGAACCAGACUGGAUGUUGGAAGUGAUGCCCCGCCCUCCCUGACCGUGCUCCUCUCCUCCACCAAGGAGCUGCAGCAGGGGAAGGCCACACUCAUGUGUGUGGCCAACAAGGGCUUCCCCUCAGACUGGACUCUGUCCUGGAAGGUGGUCGGCAGCAGCAGCAGCAACUGGGAGGAGAGCAGGAGCCCCGGGGUGCUGCAGAAGGACGGCCUCUACAGCUGGAGCAGCACCCUGAGGCUCUCUGCAGACCAGUGGGAGAAGGUGACCUGUGAGGCCAAGAGAAGAUCCCAGACUGCAGUCUCAGAGACUCUCAGGAGAGACCAGUGCUCCCAGUCCUGAACUGAAGCAUUCCCAUAACUGUUCUCUUUAAUUGCUUCUUUCAAUUUUUUAUUCAAUUGACAAAAUCUUCCUUUUCAUUGUUGCAUUUUUAAAGGCUGAAAUAAACACUUGUCAUCUUU